ACCAUAUGCAAAAAAAAAAUGGUAAUUGCUAAGCUUUUGUCGUCUCUUCAAUCGUAAAGAUAAAUGAAUACUUAUCGUAAAUAAAUUUCACAAUCAAUUAAAAGAUAAGAAAUUAGUUUCCGCUUGUUAUAAUUUCGUUUAUCAUUUAAACAUUAUUAUUUCCCCAUCCUUUGUCGUGUUAACACUAUCCAAUAAUUUCACAAUGUCGACUCUACCAAUGCUCGAGUCUUGUGUUCAAUUUCCAAUUGAUGAUAAAACCCUUCUGGAAGUUGUUCCUAAAGCUAAGGAUUGGGCUCUUAUGCAUGGAGCUGCAAUGCGAUCUAAAACCAAAUUCAGUCCUGAUGCUUUAAAUUUUGCUCCAUUUAUCUUGACGCCCUCUUCAUUUCCAAGAAAAGAAUUCGAAAAAGCUGUAGAUUUACAAUGUAUACUUAAUGAAUUAAUGCAUUUUGUAGCACAUGAUGAUGAAUUUCUUACAACAACCUUAGCUGAAACGAUCAAGGUUGAUGAGUUUACGCGAAAUCUUUUCAAUGUCUACAAAAAAGUAUUAGCUAAUGGUAUUAAACAGCCAUUAUCUUUGGGACUUAUUCGAUCUGAUUUGAUGUUGGAGACGUGCUGUCCUGAAAUAACGGGUAAAAAGUGUGCCUACUGUUGCUGGAAACAAGUUGAAAUUAAUACAAUAGCUUCUGGUUUUGGCCAUUUAGGACCAGCUAGUAAGGCAAUUCAAAGCUUUGUUCUUCAGGAAUUAGGUCAUAGUGAUAAAAUUUCUCAGAUGCCAGAAAACAAGGCGCUAUCUGGAUUGUGUGGAGGCAUGAUAAAGGCAUGGGAACUAUACGGAAAUCCCAAAGCUAUCAUUCUUUUUGUUAUUGAAGAUAUUUCCUAUAAUAUUUGUGACCAGAGAUUCCAUGAGUUUUAUAUUCGUGAAAACAACCCCAAUAUAAAUGUUGUGCGAAAAACACUCACAGAAAUUCACGCUCAGGGAAAACUUGGGAAGAACAAUGAACUUUUAAUUGAUGGACAAGAAGUAAGUGUUGUUUAUUUCCGUGCUGGAUAUGAACCAGGGCAUUAUCAUUCUCAAAAUGAAUGGGAUGCAAGAUAUUUGGUUGAGUGUUCAAGAGCAAUUAAGUCCCCAUCGAUACACUAUCACUUAGCAGGCACUAAGAAAGUUCAACAAGCUUUGGCUACUCCAGGAAUUCUUGAAAGAUUUAUCACUGAUCCAGAAAAGGUUAAAGCAAUUGGAAAAAUCUUUACAGGACUUUAUUCGUUGGAUGCUAACGAGCAAGGAAUUGCUUCUUAUGAAAUGGCAUUAAAAGAUCCUGAAAGAUUUGUUUUGAAACCACAGAGGGAAGGUGGUGGUAAUAAUGUUUAUGGGGCUGACAUUCCAGAUGCGUUGAAGAGUAUGAGUUCUGUUGAACGAUCAGCUUGGAUAUUAAUGGAACGAAUUCAUCCACCAAUCACCAAAGGUUAUAUGAUUCGUCCUGAUGGUCAAAUGCCACCACCAUUGGUUGAUUUAGUUUCAGAGCUGGGGAUAUUUGGUGUCAUUAUUGGGGAUGCAAAAACAAUAAAUAUUAAUUACCAGGCAGGUCAUAUGUUGAGAACAAAACUUUCUACAGCCAAUGAGGGUGGGGUCGCAGCUGGUUUAGGAGCCCUCGAUAGUCCUUAUUUAUUGGAUAAUUGUUGUUAAUGUCAGAAAUAUAAUUGCAUUUUAUUUUUUUGUAUAUAAAAUCUUUUGUUUAAGAUUUACUGUAAUAUCUAUUUUUGAUGGGAUUUAUUUUUAUUAAUAAAAAGCACUUUUUUAACAAGAA
Molecule: messenger RNA, 1802 nt
Organism: Eupeodes corollae
Lineage: Eukaryota; Metazoa; Arthropoda; Insecta; Diptera; Syrphidae
Product: glutathione synthetase-like
Exons: 10
Coding region: 203-1681 (492 amino acids)
Biological process (GO): glutathione biosynthetic process
Cellular component (GO): cytosol
Molecular function (GO): ATP binding; glutathione synthase activity; glutathione binding
Source: RefSeq, a predicted model, not a curated record